Molecule: messenger RNA, 3388 nt
Organism: Ficedula albicollis (Collared flycatcher)
Lineage: Eukaryota; Metazoa; Chordata; Aves; Passeriformes; Muscicapidae
Gene: OSGIN2
Product: oxidative stress induced growth inhibitor family member 2
Exons: 5
Coding region: 85-1620 (511 amino acids)
Source: RefSeq, a predicted model, not a curated record
UACAGCAGCACUGAGACUGAAGGACAGCUUUUGAAUUCUUUUGUUCAGUACUUUGGUGAGAGCCUUGGGAGGAAGAUUAAAAGAAUGCCUUUAAUUGAAGAAACUGUUCUGCCUGGGGACUCCCUUCUUACUCUGCCUGUAGUAAUAAUAGGAAAUGGACCUUCAGGAAUUUGCCUUUCUUACCUGCUCUCUGGAUACAGGCCAUAUUUGUCUCCUGAAGCUAUACACCCAAACCCCAUCCUACAUACAAAAUUAGAAGAAGCUCGACACCUUUCCAUUGUUGAUCAAGAUCUGGAGUACCUGUCAGAAGGCCUGGAAGGACGCUCCUCAAACCCAGUUGCAGUGCUUUUUGAUACAUUGCUUCACCCUGACGCUGACUUUGGUUAUGACUACCCACCUGUUCUGCACUGGAAGUUAGAACAACACAAUUACAUUCCCCACAUAGUGCUUGGAAAAGGACCACCUGGUGGGGCUUGGCAUUCUAUGGAGGGCUCUAUGCUAACCAUUAGUUUUGGAGACUGGAUGGAAUUGCCAGGCCUCAGCUUUAAGGAAUGGGCAGCUAGCAAACGCAGAAAUAUAAAGAGUGAUCGAGUAAUGCCAGAAGAAAUAGCUUGUUAUUAUAAACACUAUGUUAAAGUCAUGGGCCUCCAAAAGAAUUUCAGAGACAAUGUUUACAUAACAUCAGUGUCCAGGCUUUACCGAGAAAAGGAUGAUGAGGAUAGAAGUGACCAAAAUGAAGAUAUUUCAACACAACAUUUGGAAAUGGAAGAUGGACAGAAAUCACUUAUUAAGAGAAACUGGGAAGUCAGAGGAUAUCAGCGAGCAACAGAUGGUUCUCAUGUGCCCUUCUGCCUCUUUGCUGAGAAUGUGGCUCUUGCAACUGGAACCUUUGAUUCUCCUGGCCGACUGCAAGUAGAGGGAGAAGACUUUCCUUUUGUCCUCCAUUCCAUGUCUGACUUCGGAGCUGCAAUCAGCAAAGGAAAGUUACGUGGGAAGGCAGACCCUGUGUUGAUUGUGGGUGCUGGACUAACAGCAGCUGAUGCAGUGCUAUGUGCCUAUAACAACAACAUCCCAGUAGUCCAUGUGUUUCGUAGAAGAGUUACCGAUACAAGCCUAAUUUUCAAACAGUUACCUAAAAAGCUUUACCCUGAAUACCAUAAGGUCUAUCAUAUGAUGUGUACUCAGUCUCAUACUGUGGACUCUAAUCAACAUUCUGCUUACACUAGUUUUCCUGAACACAAUGUACUUUCCUUCAAGCCUGAAAUGAAAUGUGUCCUUCAGAGUGCCUCCGGACUGAAGAAAAUCUUGAAGUUUUCUGUAGCCUUAGUUCUCAUAGGUUCUCAUCCAAAUCUUUUCUUUUUAAAGGACCAAGGACAUAGCAUAGGUCAUCACUCUAAUCAGCCCAUCACAUGCAAGGGGAAUCCUAUAGAGAUUGAUCCAUACACUUACGAAUGCACUAAAGAAGCCAACCUCUUCGCUUUAGGGCCUCUGGUGGGAGACAACUUUGUACGGUUUUUAAAAGGAGGUGCACUGGGCAUUGCACGAUGCUUGGCAAUAAGACAAAAGAAGAAACACGAAUUGAUUGAAAGUGGGGAUGGAGGAGGUGAUGGGGUACCAUAAAUGAGACAUUAGAAACUCUCACAUCCGGGAUUUCAGAUGUAGUCUUAACAGAAAACUCACUGGCAGCAAAAGUUGAUAGCAGUCACAUUUCUGUUGUAUACAAGUAACCUGCGCUUGUAUUGCUUGGUAAAGGAUGCUGAUAUUACGAUACUCGACUCUUUAAAAAUACAAAUAUUUCAACUGAUGUCAACUGGAAUUGCUUCCAGAUAAACAGAAAAUGAGACUAACUUAUCUUGGCCUGCCUGUCUGUCAUCUCUUGCUCAACUACAAGAGCAGACUUUGUCUGUCAAAGGCAAUGCCUGCCAGAGUGGGUUUACAUUUAAGUGUCAAAUGUGACAGAAGUACUCUUACCAUGAAAUUUAAAUAACUUCUAAAAGCAGAAAGCUUGUUUGGUACGAAGGGGUUCUUUGUCCCAAAGCAAAUACGGAGCCUUCUGCUUGAAACAAGGAUUUUAUUUAUUUGCCACAGUAAUACUUGGAAUGAGCACUUAGUAAAAUGGUUUCUACUGUAAGAAGGACUUCUGUAAGCAAGAAGUAAUCCUCAACGGUUUAAAAUUAUUCUGGUAAUUGGAAUAAAAGAAUAAGCAUUCCAAUUUACUCUUUAACGAUUUGACCCAAUCCAUUAAUGUUUCUUCACACUAUGCCUAGAGUUGGGUGAGUGCACAAAGACUAACAUGACAUGUUCCCCUACAGUGAUAUGUACAUUUCUGAGAAUACACAUUAACAUAAACAAUAAAGUACUGAUGUAAGUGCUCUUAUUACAGUGUCAAUAUCAUGAAUAUCUAGUAUACUAUUGAAAAAUUAAGUACAUGAGAGAAUUAAGGUGUUUUUGCUUGCAAGCUCAGGAAGAUUGAAUGGGAUCACUUGGCUGAUGAAGGUGGGGUGGGUGAUAGAUAUUCUCAUCUCCCAUUUGACCAAAAAUUGUUGUUUUUUUUUUUUCCUAGAGCAGUGCAUGAUAAUUAAAUAUUUUAGCCUGCAGUUUUUGAAACUUAAGGAAAACUUAUAUCUUACAGCCAGCUAAAAAAUAAGCCAAUCUCAAAACAAACAUGCAAUAGUUCCUUUAAAUCUUAAAGCUUCUAAUGAAAGACAAAGACAACUUGUAUCUACCUCUGAAUCCACAUUUCAUCUUUCUGCUUCAUAAUGUAAGACCUAGAUUUCAUUUGCUGGGUUUUACAGUAGUUAGUUUACCUGAACACAGUCGUAAGUUAUUUACCAUAGUGAGGUAAAGUUAGGAAAAUGAACUUAGAAUAGACAAAAAUGUUUUUUUACCAAAUGUUUUAAUUCAGGUCCAAUGUGAUGGAAAAGAUGUUCUUUUUCUGUUAGGGUUUUUUUUGUGUUAAAGAAUGCCGUGUUAAUUUCAAGUUUUCUGUUUGCAUGAUUAAAAAUCUCCAUAUUAGAACAGCUUUAAAAAAAAAUUUAAAAAGUUAAGCUUUGUGAGUGGUUGCUGGUUUCCCAGCUGUCUUAACUUUCAUGAGUGGCAGAUUGCUAUAGUCAAUAAAUGCCUGUUUUCUGUGCCUAUUUAAUUACAUGGUUCUGUGGCUACUGCAAGUCAUUAUGCAUCUGAGUAAGUUAUUCAGAUUUUUGACAUAAAAGUUGAAAAGGUAAAGGACACAAGGAUUAAAAUUACUAUUUUCAGUGGAAGUCCAAAAUAAUUUACGAAAUUAUGCUACUACUACUAAUAAAUUUUACGCUAGAGCCACUUAACAGCAUAAACACAAACAAAGGAGCAUUUCUGUCAAUUUCUGCAUUGCCCACAUGGUUGGCUUUAG